GCUUCUUCUACAACAUUCAUCAUUUCAGUCUCUAUUUUCUUAUAGAUUUUUCCAUUGAUUUUAACUUCCUUCUCUUCUUCCUCGUUUCUAUCAAUGGUGAUCAAACACAAUCGAUGAGAAGUUGCUGUUAAUACAGAUAGAGAAAUGGAAAUACGUGUCGUAAACGAAAAGUAGUGGAGGAGCAUUAAAGUAUAGCCCAAUGAAUGAGUUUUGAGCUGUUUGAGAUGCUUCCUCUCUGCUGUAAUAGAGAGAGCGCAAUAACUCUGUUCUCGAUUUAACCCACAACUUCACAUUCAAGACACAGUAAUCCACAUGCCCUCCUCCUUUUCUACCAUUUUCAUGCACACCUCUCUCUCUCUCUCUCUUUAUUUUAGAAAGAAGAAACUUCUUUGUUGUCUACCAAGAAGAUGAAGAAACCAGGAUUUGUCUUCCUUUUGGCUGUCAUUAUCCUCUGUGUCUCACUCGUUUCUUCUGACAUGAAAUUAGGUUUGGAGGAUUACAACUAUCCAGUGGAUCCAUCUCCGACAGCAAAACAUUCGAUCGAACCAGGUCCUAUCGAGCAUGGAAACCCAUCGAAUCCUUAUAUUCCCAAACCUCGUCCUUCUUCUCCUCCUCCACAACCUCAAGACGGUGGUUAAAACCAAAUCUUAUCUGCUUCAGUAACUCUUUGUGCUAACUUUCUUGUAUCGUACACUAUGUUAAUUAGUUUUCUUAUCUUAUUUGUUAUCUAAAUGGACUUAUUGGUGUUC
Molecule: messenger RNA, 749 nt
Organism: Raphanus sativus (radish)
Lineage: Eukaryota; Viridiplantae; Streptophyta; Magnoliopsida; Brassicales; Brassicaceae
Exons: 2
Coding region: 408-638 (76 amino acids)
Source: RefSeq, a predicted model, not a curated record